Raphanus sativus (radish) is the source of this 897-nucleotide messenger RNA. RefSeq lists its product as uncharacterized. Lineage: Eukaryota; Viridiplantae; Streptophyta; Magnoliopsida; Brassicales; Brassicaceae. The record is from RefSeq and is a predicted model, not a curated record. The transcript has 8 exons. Bases 213 to 671 code for a protein of 152 amino acids.
UCCGCUCGCGUAACAAACUUUUUGGAGGUUCUAUAAAGUCCGCGAGUGUAACUAACUUUUUCAGUCUCUUCACAAAGUCCCAGAGAGAGAGAAGAGAGAUUCUCUUCGACGAAGGCGAUUCGUUAACGGACUCCAUCCUCCUCCACCGUCUUCCACUUCUCUCUCCGUCGCGCUCGCUCACCGCGUCCAGAUUCACUCUCCGACUGAUCGCAAUGACAAGUGAAGGAAGUAACGGCAAGAUGAGUUCAUCGCAAACAAGAUCGCCUCUGGCGACGAUUCCUGAGAAUGUUGGCGAUGAUGUUGUUGAACGAAACUCAACCGAUGAAAACGUCUCGAGCGAAGAAGAAGCUGCUGCUGCUAGUGAUGUGAAUCCUUUGGCUAGCGAUGCUGCUCAGAUCCUCCCAAUGCUACAGAACCUCUUGCGCAACAAUGACAUCCAGAGGGAGAGGCUAACCGGAUUGGUUCAACUCUAUGCUCCAGCUGUUGAAGACACAAAUGCAAACGUGAAUGCGGAAAGUGAGCAGAUUGCAAGGGAGGCUGCUCUAGCUUCUCAGGUUCAUUUCUUGGAGCAGAGGGUGCAGGAGCUUGAAGAGGAGAUUGAGACUCAGAAGAAACUAAACGCUGAGCUAGAAGAACAGCUUAAGAGCUUGACGAACAGCAGUGAUCCAUAAAGGCAGGAUUUGACUUUGCGCUCCAUCUUGAAGGAGGCAUAUGCACCACUCUCUUUGCAUUACAUCUUUUUUUUCUCUCUCUCUUAGAAAACGUUAUGGACAGAUAAACUGCUGUGGUUGGUCCAUUGAUUGAUUGAACAGUUACGAGUUUCCUCUAGUCAUAUAAAAUGACUCCCUGUUUUGUAUAUAUAAAUAAUACUGAUACUCUAUCAGAGUUUGAAACAAA